Messenger RNA from Brenthis ino (lesser marbled fritillary), 378 nucleotides. Lineage: Eukaryota; Metazoa; Arthropoda; Insecta; Lepidoptera; Nymphalidae. The record is from the annotation of a GenBank genome assembly.
AUGCCCUACAUUUUGAUCAGAGGUAAUCUAGCAUCGUACGGGCACAAAAAUCCUUGGCGUGUUUUGGUGUCCGGCUUGAAAGCUGGUGACAUUGAACAACUUAAAAGAUUUGCUUGUGGGGGCUAUUGUGAUGAUUCAACAAUUGUUUAUCUUCAACAUCCUUGCGUAAUCCUCAGUGCAUUAGAGGUCCUGGGUUACAAAGUUGUGGCUUCUAGUUCAACUGCCGUCAAACAAGAUUAUAAUGAAUAUAUGUGGACUAUGAGAAAAGAAUUUUCAGAACCUGAACCUUCAAUAAUUGUUGAGCAAGAUAACAUUACAAACUUUAGUAAAGAGGCUAUGCACUAUCAGCAUUCUAAUAAGGACGAAGAGUUUCUAAAG